Messenger RNA from Penicillium waksmanii, 675 nucleotides. RefSeq names its product bifunctional precorrin-2 dehydrogenase/sirohydrochlorin ferrochelatase MET8. Bases 1 to 675 code for a protein of 224 amino acids. Lineage: Eukaryota; Fungi; Ascomycota; Eurotiomycetes; Eurotiales; Aspergillaceae. Gene Ontology annotation, biological process: siroheme biosynthetic process. Gene Ontology annotation, molecular function: precorrin-2 dehydrogenase activity; protoporphyrin ferrochelatase activity. The transcript is spliced from 3 exons. The record is from RefSeq and is a predicted model, not a curated record.
AUGUCCUACCCCCCGGUCCAAGGCGGCGGCUCACUGAUCGUCGCUUGGCAAGUCAAGUCCAAGCAUGUAUUAGUCGUCGGCGGCGGCGAGGUCGCAGCAGGCCGAAUCCUCCACGCCCUAAACGCCGACGCAAAAGUAACAGUCGUCAGUCCAACAACCGGUCUAAACCCCGAAGUAUCCUACCGCAUCGCCGAAAACCAAGUCACCCACAUCGAUCGCACCUUUGAACCAUCUGACCUCGACAAUGCAGACAUGGUCCUCUGCGCAAUUGAUGAUCCCGAAGCCUCAACCCAAGUCUGGAAAUUGUGCAAGGAGCGGCGCAUCCCUGCUAAUAUCGCCGAUGUGCCCCCCCGAGUCAUGGUUAGUACGAAUGGGAAUGGGCCGAGAUUGGCGGCUAUUGUUAGGAGGAAAAUUGCGGAUGCCCUGCCGGAGAAUAUGGGGGCGGCUAUUGAGAAUGUGGGCUCGUUGAGGAAGAUGUUGAGGGCGGUGGCGCCGGAUGCGAAGGAGGGGGCGAAGAGGAUGAAGUGGAUGUCCGCGGUUUGUGAGGAGUGGGAACUGGAUGAUUUGGUGAAGAUGACGGAGGAGGAUAUGGCAGCCUUGUUGACGCAUUAUGCUGAGGGGGAUGUGCCGCCUUUGGAACAGGUGCGGUUGGAGAGUAUGAAAAUUAAUGAAUAG